This is a messenger RNA of Drosophila biarmipes, 773 nucleotides long. RefSeq lists its product as uncharacterized. NCBI's taxonomy places the organism in Eukaryota, Metazoa, Arthropoda, Insecta, Diptera, Drosophilidae. The transcript is spliced from 2 exons. The record is from RefSeq and is a predicted model, not a curated record. Bases 50 to 541 code for a protein of 163 amino acids.
AAUAUCAGUUUAGCUUGGCACCUCGGAUCGCAAACAGGUUACUGCCGCAAUGCGGGAACUACAAAAGCUGGGAACGUUUUGGCUUGCCGCUUUCAUACUGAUAGGCAGUUGUUUCACUUAUGCCAAGCCGGGCACCUACGUCAGUGACUUUGUCUUUCCCACGGAGGAGAGUCACAAACCCCGCGAUUGGGAACAGGUCACAGAAGAUCAAUCUUCCGAACCGAGAGACUUCAAUGGGAAUAUUAAAAGUCCGGACAAGUGCAACGAACUACAUGUGGAUGAUUCGACAGGAAAUGCUUGUAUGAUCUUCAUCAGCUACAAGAAACUGGAAGAUCCCCUUGAAAGUUUGAAGAGGGCUCUAGUUGAGGAGCUCAAUCUUCCGGAACUCGUUUAUAGCGUACGGGUUGUGAAGCGCGGAAAACAUCGUUUGGUUUUCGAACUGCCAAGUGCCAUAGAUGCCCUUCUGGCUUUGAAUGGCUACUGCAAUUUAUAUAAAAAUCGACAUGAUCGCAGUUAUGAGAUCCUCAGUGUUGAGAAUUGAUAGAUUGAUUACCAAAGAAUUUCAGAGCUAGAUGAAUUGUGUAACUUUACUACAUUCAAGCAAGUACCUAAAUAAAAUCUAUAUACAUCUAUUAAGUUCUAUAAACCUUGGUAAAGCCAAACAAUUACUAAUGAAGCCAUAUAGAGUGGUUCUAAAAAUUAUAGACUAGCUUAUAAACCAGCUUCAUAGUUUGCUAAAGUUGAUUGUUCUAAUAAAACACUCUAUUUAAAUA